Macrosiphum euphorbiae (potato aphid) is the source of this 354-nucleotide messenger RNA. The record is from the annotation of a GenBank genome assembly. Lineage: Eukaryota; Metazoa; Arthropoda; Insecta; Hemiptera; Aphididae.
AUGGGUAAAUACGACGCAAACCCUUUUCAGUUCGUUCAGCCAUCUCAACAUUUCCUUUAUCAAAAUUCGCCAUCAACGUCUUUUUAUCAAAACUUACCAUCAACGUCCUUUUCUCAUAACUCACCAUCAACAUCUUUUAAUCAAAAUUCGCCAUCAACGUCUUUUUCUCAAAACUCUCAUAAUUCUUUUGCAUCGUCUACUCCUUCUCAUACACCAGUCCCUUUACUUUCAACAGACAGCGAGAUACCAUAUAAUUCGGUUAUUUCUGCAUCUACGCCAAACAACAAAAACUUACAAUCAUCGGAGUGUAUGGGGUUUAAUUUCCAGGAAAACUUAGAUUCUACUUUAGUUUAA